AUGGCCCCGGUUACUAGCCUCCUCGCUCACCUCAAGAGUCUUUAUUCGCCAGAAGAGGAUAAGCCAGCUAUUUCAACCCAUGCGGCAGCUGGCAUUUCGAUCUGUCUGACCCUGAUUUACGUGCUCCCUUUCUAUAUCUCACCAACAACGCGGCCGUCCGCCACUCUUAGCCGUGAUGCUCCAUCGGUGAUCAGAGCCCGGAUCAGGGUUGUAACGCUGUCUUGUAUCGUUUGCAGCUUGGCUGUUCUAUGUCUCAUUGUUAUUAAGGAUGACUCCUCUGUCUUCGAUGCCCUGAAGCUCCUGGGUUGGUGGCAAGUCAACUUCACGGACGUCUUUCGUAGCUUAAUCUUGACUGCCAUCCUAUUCACUGGGCCACUUUUCGAGCGUGGAAUUGCUGAGGGGGAAUGGAGGAGUUGGUUCGGGAAAGCUCGGAUCUCCGAGACGCUGGGCGGCUGGAUUGGAUGGAGAAAUUAUGUCGCUGGUCCCAUUACAGAGGAAGUCAUGUUCCGAUCAGCCAUAAUACCUCUACAUAUUCUUGCUCGGGUUAGUCCAGGGCGUAUCGUUUGGACAGCUCCGUUGUAUUUUGGUGUCGCCCACGUGCAUCAUUUCUAUGAGUUUAGGUUGACUCAUCCUGAUACUUCAAUCAUCGCUGCGGCGCUUCGCUCUGCUUUUCAAUUCGGAUUUACAACUGUGUUUGGCUGGUAUGCCACUUUCAUCUAUCUCCGAACGGGUUCUCUUAUUGCUGUCAUCAUUAUCCAUACCUUUUGCAACUGGUGCGGGCUUCCUCGUCUGUGGGGAAGGGUUGAGGCGGCAGUUCCAAUAGGGCCUACCCUCAGUCGAGGGAAGGAAGAUUCUGACAGGAGCCUAGAAUACUCCUAUGACCAGCUCGGUAUUGGAUGGAGCGUCGCAUAUUAUGUCCUCCUCGUCUUUGGGGCUAUUGGGUUCUGUUGCGCACUGUGGCCGUUGACAGAGUCUACACACGCUUUGGCAAAUUUCGCCAGUUCGCGAUGA
This is a messenger RNA of Aspergillus puulaauensis, 1011 nucleotides long. RefSeq names its product CAAX prenyl protease RCE1. The record is from RefSeq and is a predicted model, not a curated record. Gene Ontology annotation, molecular function: metalloendopeptidase activity. The transcript has 4 exons. Gene Ontology annotation, cellular component: endoplasmic reticulum membrane. Lineage: Eukaryota; Fungi; Ascomycota; Eurotiomycetes; Eurotiales; Aspergillaceae. Gene Ontology annotation, biological process: CAAX-box protein processing. The coding region runs from base 1 to 1011 and encodes 336 amino acids.